Cajanus cajan (pigeon pea) is the source of this 1589-nucleotide messenger RNA. RefSeq names its product NAD(P)-binding Rossmann-fold superfamily protein. NCBI's taxonomy places the organism in Eukaryota, Viridiplantae, Streptophyta, Magnoliopsida, Fabales, Fabaceae. The record is from RefSeq and is a predicted model, not a curated record. Gene Ontology annotation, molecular function: oxidoreductase activity.
UGAUUAGAUGAGGUAUAGUCUUGCGCAAUCUUUCUACCCAAUCAAAUAAACAAAGCGUGUUUGAUCAAUGAUGUCUGUAUUCAAAGUAAACUAAACGAGUGGCGAAUUCAAAUGGCACAAUCUCACUCUCAACCUCUACCCCUCCAGGACCGAGUCGCAAUCGUCACUGGCUCGUCCCGCGGAAUCGGUCGAGAAAUCGCGCUUCACCUCGCCUCACUCGGCGCGCGACUCGUCAUAAACUACACCUCCAACUCGGCCCAAGCCGACUCAGUCGCCGCCCAAAUCAACGCCGGCUCCGCCACACCACGCGCCGUCGUGGUCCAGGCCGACGUGUCCGACCCGGCGCAGGUCAAGUCCCUCUUCGACUCGGCCGAGCGCGCCUUCGACUCGCCGAUCCACAUCCUGGUCAACUCGGCCGGCGUCCUCGACGGCACGUACCCCUCCGUGGCCGCCACCACCGUGGAGUCCUUCGACCGCACCUUCUCGGUCAACGCGCGCGGCGCCUUCGCGUGCGCCCGGGAGGCGGCGAACCGCCUGAAGCGCGGCGGCGGCGGGCGGAUCAUCCUGGUGACGUCGUCGCAGGUGGCGGCGCUGCGGCCGGGGUUCGGCGCCUACGCGGCGUCGAAGGCGGCGGUGGAGGCCAUGGUGAAGGUGCUGGCGAAGGAGCUGAAGGGGACGCAGAUAUCGGCGAACUGCGUGGCGCCGGGACCCAUCGCGACGGAGAUGUUCUUCGAGGGGAAGUCGGCGGAAGUGGUGGAUCGGAUCGUUCAAGAGUCUCCCAUGGGGAGGCUCGGUGAGACCAAGGACGUUGCACCUGUUGUUGCGUUCUUGGCCACCGAUGCUUCUGAAUGGGUCAACGGUCAAAUCCUUCGCGUCAACGGUGGCUAUGUGUAGUGAUGUAAUCUAUUUCUCCUUCGCUUUUAUCAUUCUCUGCGUGCGGCUGCAUCAUAUUUUACUGCUAUGACUGAAUUGUGGGAAUGGGUUUUUUGAGACUUUAUCAGCUGUGGAGCUUCAUUUGUCAUCUCAUAAUUUUCUUACUGCUUAAUGGUUAUCUGUGCUUGGUUAAAUUGUUAAAUGAUAAUCAAAGAAUUUGGGGGAACUGCACGAUUAUUUUCUUUUGAAACCUAGGUGGUGCAGUAUAUUCAGCUGAGAUAUCAUUCACAAUCAUGUUUAUCAAUUCUUAUUGGUGAUUACUGUAAUAGAGAUGUAUGAUUUUAGGAUCAAAGUUUUUCAUAUGGGAGAAACUUGUAGUAGAAGUGUUGAUAAAUGGUAAAUGUAAGUCUAAUCGAUAGCUGGUGUGGGUCUUUUAUAGAGUAGACACAGUAAGGGCAUUCCUAUGCUGUAAAGAAACAGCAAAUAGUUUGAUAUGUUGUGGUUGUGGUGGAAUUGUAAUAAGGUUAUCUUUAUCAAUCAUGGUUUCUUUGAGGCCACAUAAUGGGGUAUAUGUAGCAUUUGAAGUGUUGGUGCCGGAGGCCUAGUAGCGAAAGCUUAAGGUAGUAUGCAUAGAAUUUAGGCUUUAAUUUUGUUGUAAUUUUGAUCGAUUAAAAAACACUUGUUGCUGUCAAAAUGAAGGGGGGACAAGAUUUAUA